Molecule: messenger RNA, 1869 nt
Organism: Adelges cooleyi (spruce gall adelgid)
Lineage: Eukaryota; Metazoa; Arthropoda; Insecta; Hemiptera; Adelgidae
Product: glucose dehydrogenase [FAD, quinone]-like
Exons: 2
Coding region: 1-1869 (622 amino acids)
Molecular function (GO): flavin adenine dinucleotide binding; oxidoreductase activity, acting on CH-OH group of donors
Source: RefSeq, a predicted model, not a curated record
AUGGCCAUCAAAUUUCUUUUAACUUUUGGAAUUACUUUAGAAGCAGUCAGUCUUUGCAUGACAAUAGAUAUAUUUGGUUUUUUGGGUCGGUCUUAUCGGGCUAGUCUCAUACAGUUUCAAGAAGACCCGCAGUUCGGUAACAAACCCAUAUUAAACGAAUAUGACUUCAUCGUCGUGGGAGCUGGAGCUGCAGGAGCGACAGUGGCACGGCGUCUGGCCGAAAUCGGCGAAUGGAAAGUCUUAUUGUUAGAAGCCGGCGGAGAAGAAUCUUUGAUCACUUCUAUUCCUGCUACUGCUCACUUUUUGCAAUUCACCAACUAUAACUGGGACUACAGGACCGAAGAAGAGCCUCACGCUUGCAAAGGACUGGUGAACAAACGUUGCCCCUGGCCGGCCGGGAAAGGUAUUGGAGGCAGUACGAUUAUUAACAACAACAUGUACACUAGGGGCAAUGUGAAAGACUUUGACGGAUGGGCGGAAAACGGGAAUCCAGGAUGGUCGUAUAACGACGUUCUACCCUAUUUUUUGAAAAACGAAGACAUAAACGUGCCCGAGCUAAAAAGGUCUGUUUAUCACGGCGUAGGCGGUCCGAUGCCUAUAAGUUACAUACCGUUUAAAAGUAAAUUAGUGGAGGCAUUUUUGGAGUCUGCUCCUGAAGUGGGAAUGAAAACUGGCGAUUAUAACGCUCCCGGCAGCAACGUCGUGUUUUCCAGAAUCCAAAGUACCACGUUGAACGGUCGAAGGGUGACUUCUGCCAAAGCGUAUCUCCGAGAAAAUUUAAGCAAUUUACAUAUUGUCGAAUUCGCUACGGUCACGAAAAUAUUGAUUGAUCCGAACACAAAAGCGGCAUAUGGAGUGGAGUUUGUGAAGAACAAGAAAAACAGAAAAGCGUUUGCUAAAAAAGAGGUGAUCGUGUCAGCGGGAACGUUCAACUCGGCCAAGCUUUUAAUGUUAUCCGGUAUUGGACCCAAAGAACACCUAGCGCCACUAGGAAUCAAAGUGCUGCAGAAUUUGCGAGUCGGCGAUAACUUGCAAGAACACCCUGCAUAUGCCGGUUUGAGUUUCGUUAUUAAUGAAACUAUAUCGUUAGUUCCCGACCGGUUUUAUCGAAAAUUCAUAACCGAGACUUUUAGAAAUAUCGAAGGGAUAAGUAUCUCGUCAACGCUGCCCUGUGAGGCUGUUGGUUAUGUUAAAACUAAGUACAAUACUUGGGAAGGCGAUUUACCGGAUAUAGAAUACAUAUUCAUACCGACGAGUUUACCCGGCGAAGGGGGUUUAGGUGGAACUGUUGGUCGAAGAUCAAUGGGUGUACCCGACGACUUGUUCAACGAUAUGUACAAAGGUAUAAUGACCAAAGACACUUGGUCAAUUGUGCCAAUGUUGACGUACCCUAAAAGUAGGGGCCAGGUUCGACUACUCGACGCCGAUCCUCGUUCAAAACCCGUGAUACAUGCCAAUUUCUUCAGCGACCCUAUCGAUUUAAAUAGGCUCGUCGAAGGCAUCAAGAUGGUCAUUAAUCUCAGCAAGACCAAGCCGUUUCAAAAGUACGGUUCGAGGCUGCACGACCGACCCAUGCCCGGUUGUAAACAUGUCGAGUUCGGUACCGACGAUUAUUGGUCAUGUUGCAUUCAGAGAAUGACAAUGCAAAUGCAUCACCAAUGUGGGACUUGUAAAAUGGGCCCGGAAUGGGACCGUAACGCAGUAGUUAACGCACAACUAAAGGUGUACGGAAUUUCCAACCUGAGAGUGAUCGACUGUUCGAUUAUGCCUACAAUUACCGGUGGGCAUACUAUGGCACCAGCUUAUAUGAUAGGUGAAAAGGGCGCUGAUUUGGUGAAAAAUUCAUGGUUGAAUCGGACGAUGAACUAA